This is a messenger RNA of Mastomys coucha (southern multimammate mouse), 1592 nucleotides long. It is a transcript of the gene Ccdc122, whose product is annotated as coiled-coil domain containing 122. The coding region runs from base 163 to 1056 and encodes 297 amino acids. The transcript is spliced from 6 exons. Lineage: Eukaryota; Metazoa; Chordata; Mammalia; Rodentia; Muridae. The record is from RefSeq and is a predicted model, not a curated record.
CCGGAAGGGAAGAAGCGUCCCCACGCCCUGCGGGCCUUUGGCGACUCCAGAAGGUUCUGCUGACCCAGCAGUGCAGUCAGCCUGUCACAUUAGCGCCCUCCAAUCGGGGCUCAAGAGAAAAGAAAGCAAACCAAUCCAGGGAAAAGAAUUACCAGACAAAGAAUGUCAGGAAACUCAGAAAGGAAGAAUGAAGUCACUCCUACAAAAGCUGUGGUUAAGGAAGACACAUCUGCAUUAACUGACACAUCUGCAUUAACUGAUGUUGUAGAGCAAGUUGCAAAACAACAACAGUCACAAACAUCAGAAAUAGAAAAACAUAAAAAAAUUCUGUUCCAUUUGCAGAUUGAACUUCAUGAUCUGGAAAAACAAAUAGCGACUACUGCUGAAGAAGCUAAAGAAACAGACAGGCAAAUGCGUCAGCAAGAUGCUGCCGUGGAGAAUUCUAAAGUUCACUGUGGACUCUUAGAAGCUCAAAUUGAGUCCUUAUAUUCAGAAAGUUUAAAGCUUAGGUUUGAUACAGAAACAGCCCAAGAAAAAUUUGAUGAACAAAUGAUAAAAUAUAAUGCAUAUUAUAUAAAAAUAAAAGCUUAUAAAGAUAAUUUAGGAGAGAUAAAAAACCAAUGUUCAUUUAUGACUGAACUCUAUAAAAAACGAGAUCUCAUCAAAAAUCUAAAGACAAUGAAAGAAAAUCUUAUGGAAAGUCUCCAAGAUUCACAAGGGAACUGUACAAUACAAAUACAGGAAGACAUUUCCGAGAUAAAGAAUAAAAUUAUGACAGUAAAAGAGUCAAUCAUCGAAAAAACAUCUUUUCUUGAAGAAGAGAAAAAGACACAUGAAAAAUUAAGAAAAGAAAUAGAGGUACAACAUAAGAGAUAUGAAGCAAUUCUUAAGCGUUUGCACUGUCAGGUGAACAAGAUUCAGUUAAAUAGGAGGAAAUGGCAAUGGAACAUCCAACAACUGGAAAAAACUGCAGCUGAGUUAAAAAAGCAGAUCAGAGAGAAGGAAGCCAGUGAAAUACAGACCAGGCCAGCAGCACUGUGGGAAAGAAUACUGUGAAGAUCCUCUGGGCUCUUAACAGCCCGUCUCCAUGACAGAUGCUUUCCUUUUCUUCCCCUCCUCCUCUCCCUUCUUUUUGUGUUUUGAGUCAGGAAUCUGCGGGUUAAAGUGCCUUCCUGUCAAUAGUGCGCAGCACAAGGUAGACAAUAGCAGUGUUUACAGGAAGCUAGCAGAAGAGUAGAUUUGCAUAUUUCAAAUGUGCAUUCCUGAAUGCUUGUUUAUAACUGUUGAAUUCACAAUCUUACAAAUUAAAAAUUUAGAAGAAACAAUUGGAUUUUCAAUGACUUAAGCUGCUGAGAUAAAUAGUUGUCUGUUUAAGAAGUUUUUUACAACUGUCUUCAAAGUAGCCCUUAAAUAUUAAUAUUCAUGAUAAUGUCAUUAUCUGUUUUAUUGUUUCCUCUUUUCUCCAGAAGGUAGCAAUCAUUUUCCUUUGUUAUUAAAUAACAUAUAUUAGAGUGUUACAGUACAUAAGAUUUGUGUUUACUCUUCAGUCUAUAAAUUCUUUAUUCCUAUAUUGUGACUAAAAUAAAGUUAUA